Molecule: messenger RNA, 1245 nt
Organism: Anoplophora glabripennis (Asian longhorned beetle)
Lineage: Eukaryota; Metazoa; Arthropoda; Insecta; Coleoptera; Cerambycidae
Product: SAP30-binding protein
Exons: 2
Coding region: 241-1083 (280 amino acids)
Biological process (GO): regulation of DNA-templated transcription
Cellular component (GO): nucleus
Source: RefSeq, a predicted model, not a curated record
AGAGUGCCUGGUUAUGUUUAUGUUUAUUUGUUUAUUAAUUAUUUAUUAAAUUUUGUGUUGUGGAUAACAAUAGACAAUAUAAUAAUUUCAGAUUAGUGGGAAAAUAAGACUAAUUGAAGGAUUAUUUAACGUGACUGAAUAUAUUUACCUAAAAAAAAUUAGUGGUUUUACCGUUUUGUGUGUAUAUAAAAGAUCUUUCGCUAGAUACUCGUACAUAUUUUUUUUUUUUUAAUUUUCAAAAUGACAACAUCUGCUUUAGCUUCUCUAACAGCUACUUAUACAGAUUCGGAAGGAGAGGAAGAAGGAAAUGAGGAACAAAAUCAUGACGAGGGUAUCGUGACAUUGAAGUCACCAAGUGGUUCAACUUCUGAUAAUAAAUCUAAUGCUUCAUCUCGUCCAACUAGUCCUGCACCAAUUAGAGUUACAACAAAAGUUGCUAAACUUGUUUCUUACCAUGAUGAUACUAUAGCGUCCGAUGAAGAAGGUGAGCCAGAGGAUGAAGUACCCCAUCGAGUUAUUAUGAUUUCAGAUGAAAAAAAAGGUGAAGAACAGGUGACUGAUGAUGAAGAUGGUAUUAUACCACCAGAACCACCUGGCCACUGUUCGAUUGAGUUGCAAGAGAAAAUUACAAAGUUGUAUGAAAAAAUGCAAAAUCAGCAAUUGGAUAUGAAUGCAGUAAUACAGAAAAGGAAGGAUUUUCGAAAUCCAAGUAUCUAUGAAAAAUUAAUUCAAUUCUGUGGAUUAAAUGAAUUAGGUACAAAUUAUCCUCCAGCAAUAUAUGAUCCUCUGAAAUGGAGUAAAGAAUCUUAUUAUGAAGAACUGGCUAAAGUGCAAAAAAUAGAAAUGGACAAAAGAGAAAAAGAGCGAAAAGGAAAAGUUGAAUUUGUUUCUGGAACUAAAAAACAGGAUGAUGAUAAGAAACGAAAGAGUAAAUGGGAUCAACCAGGAGGAUGUGGUAACAUCUCUACAUCUACGAUAAAGCCAGCUGGAUUAGUGCAGCCCUCAUUAACAAAUACUGCUACAGGUACCAAAGGAACAGUUAUAUCAGCAUUUGGCUCUCUUCCAAAGAAACCUAGGCCAUAAUUCUUUUUAAAAUAUAACAUGAAAGUACAAGUAGUGCUAAUAUGUUGCAUAUUAAUUUUUAUGAAAACUGAUUAUUUUACUCAUUAUAAUUUUAAAAAAUUGUAAAUUUGAUAUUGUUUCAAAAUAUAUGUGUACAGAAUUACAUUCGAAAAAUUAAUUUCA